AUGAAACAGGUGAAGAAGCCUUUUGAGAUUGCAGGUAGAAGCUUAAUCGACUUGGUCUUCUCUUGGUCUCUUAGGAAUGUUCUCGACAGAGAUCUUCACAAACACCAGGUGACCAAAAUUCCAGAGACAUUUUCGACAGUGGCGAGUUACAUGAAGUCAUUCAUUCCUUCACUUAUUGAGGAAACACAUGCUGAUUUACUCUCAAACCAUCAUAGGCCUCCCAAAGACUUGUUUUAUGAAGUUAAAGUUAGGAAGAUGAUUGCGGCCGAAAGUAAUGCAGGGAAAUAUGAGCCGGCGGUUGGAGAUAUCUUUGCCUUGACAAAUAUUAUACCAAAAUGCAUUGAUGAUUUGAACAGGCCUACAAAUUUCUAUCUUAUUGCAUAUGUUAUCGGAUCAAAAGAUGACAGCUCAGACAAGCUCCCAAUACUCUCAUCAAAGCCUAUCAGUGGAGAAGGAUACAAGCAAAUAAAGAGCAAGAGAGAAACACUGUUUGCUGUCUAUUUGAUGAACAUGAGCACAAAUGUUCAUGUAUGGAAAGCGUUGAACUCAGAAGAGACAAACACCAAUAUCAUUAAGAAUGUGCUGCAAGGGAAGAAUUCUUGCACAAUCUGUUUUUCCAAAGACAUGUGCUCCCCUGACCUUUCUACAAAAUGGCCCACAUUGUGCUCUGAUCUAAAUGAUUUCCAAAAGGCUGCAGUUUUAAACUGUAUCAGUUUGAGUAAGUGUCAUCACCAUAAUGCUGUAAAACUAAUAUGGGGUCCUCCUGGAACUGGAAAAACCAAGACAAUCGGAACGACACUCUUUGUCCUCUUUAAGUUGAAGUGCAGAACACUAACAUGUGCGCCAACCAAUAUUGCCGUGUUAGAAGUUACGGCACGACUCUUGAGGUUGGUUAAUCAGACUCUUGAAUAUGGAGAUAUAAUUCUAUUUGGGAAUGUGGAGCGGAUGAAGAUCGAUAAUUAUAAUUACCUUUUUGAGGUAUUCCUUGAUAGUCGUAUUAGUAUUCUGUCCAAAUGUCUUGCUCCUUUGUCUGGUUGGAAACAUUGGUUAGCAUCCAUGAUAUGUUUACUUAAGGAUCCAGAGAAACUCUAUUCCUUGUAUUUAAAGGAAAAGAAGGAACAGCACAAAAAGAAUGAUGAGGACGAUGAAGAAACUGAUAAUAGCAGCCCAGCGACAAUAAGAGUGAUCUUUUGA
This is a messenger RNA of Prunus dulcis (almond), 1194 nucleotides long. RefSeq lists its product as uncharacterized. Gene Ontology annotation, molecular function: helicase activity. NCBI's taxonomy places the organism in Eukaryota, Viridiplantae, Streptophyta, Magnoliopsida, Rosales, Rosaceae. Bases 1 to 1194 code for a protein of 397 amino acids. The record is from RefSeq and is a predicted model, not a curated record. The transcript is spliced from 4 exons.